UAAAUGAGACAAUAUUAGAAAAAAUAACAAGCCUAAUACAAGACUUACUUGAGAUUUGUAAUGCUGCUGUAGUGCAGGUCCAAAAAGCUCAAGACACAAUGAAAGAUAAAUGCAACAAGAAUAUCAAGAAAUGGUCUAAAUUAGAAAUAGGAGACAAGUCACGUGGAACGAGACCUCAGCAAUUCCAAAUUAAGGCUUCCCGGGCUGCAUUGGCAACUCCGGCCACUACGGCUAAAAAGGCAGUAAAGGCAUAUCUGACCUGGAGGGCUAGAUGGGG
Molecule: messenger RNA, 277 nt
Organism: Scutellospora calospora
Lineage: Eukaryota; Fungi; Glomeromycota; Glomeromycetes; Diversisporales; Gigasporaceae
Source: the annotation of a GenBank genome assembly